Physeter macrocephalus (sperm whale) is the source of this 726-nucleotide messenger RNA. It is a transcript of the gene HDGFL1, whose product is annotated as HDGF like 1. The record is from RefSeq and is a predicted model, not a curated record. The transcript has 2 exons. Bases 1 to 726 code for a protein of 241 amino acids. NCBI's taxonomy places the organism in Eukaryota, Metazoa, Chordata, Mammalia, Artiodactyla, Physeteridae.
AUGUCGCGGUUCUGCCGCCACAAGUACAAGAGCGGGGACUUGGUGUUCGCCAAGUUAAAGGGCUACGCCCACUGGCCGGCCAGGAUCGAGCAAACGGCCGAGGCCAACCGCUACCGAGUGUUUUUCUUCGGGACCCAUGAGACGGCCUUCCUGGGACCCAAGCACCUCUUCCCGUACGAGGAGUCCAAGGAGAAGUUCGGCAAACCCAACAAGAGGAGGGGCUUCAGCGAGGGGCUGUGGGAGAUCGAGAACAACCCCACCGCCCAGGCUUCCGAUUACCUGUUCGCCCAGGGGAAGAGCUGCGCCGAGGGGCUCGAGCCCGAGACGGAGGCCACCGAGGGCUGUGGGGACCCGGAGAGCCACACCGACGGCUGCGGCGGCAGCCACACCGACGGCUGCUGCGGCGGCGUCGACCCGCCGGCAGAGGAGGAGGACGAAAAGAGGCCGCUGAAGAGGAGCGCCAGGGACCCGCCCAAGGACAUCCCCAAGCGUCCCAAGGAGGCUGAUUCGGAAGAAGGGGAGGAGAUGGAGGAGGCGGCCACCACGGCGGAGGAUGCGAAGCCGCUCCUCGUGGAGCUGGAGAACGACCGCACCGCGUCCCGGCCGGGCCCAGCCUGGGGGCCGCCCGCAGCCUGGGGGCCGCCCCCGGGGGAGCAGGAGCGGGAGGAAGAGCCUGCCGAGAGAGAGGCCGAGGCCCCGGGCGUCAGAGGCCCCGAGAGCCAGUAG